Messenger RNA from Sordaria macrospora k-hell, 660 nucleotides. RefSeq lists its product as uncharacterized. The record is from RefSeq and is a predicted model, not a curated record. Gene Ontology annotation, molecular function: 4-hydroxy-4-methyl-2-oxoglutarate aldolase activity; oxaloacetate decarboxylase activity. Lineage: Eukaryota; Fungi; Ascomycota; Sordariomycetes; Sordariales; Sordariaceae.
AUGACGAAUACAAAGGAAGAUCUCAUCGUCAAGGCGUUGCAGCAAUACACAACCUGCGAUGUCUCAGACGCCCUCGUCAAGCUCAAGUACCGCAACGGCGGUUUCCUCUCCGGCCUAAGCAUGUGGUCUCCCCACCGUCAAGAAGGUGCAACCAAGAUCGUCGGUCCCGCCUACACAGUCCAAUAUGUUCCCUUGAGUGACCCAAGGCCGAAGCAUCCUACUCACUAUAUCGACGACGUCCCCAAAGGAUCCGUCAUCUUCGUCUCCGCCCCCGCCAAGACUCCCAACGCCAUCUACGGCGGCCUCAUGUCAACGCGCGCCAAGGCGCUCGGGGCCGUCGGCUCCGUGAUCGACGGCCGCUUCCGCGACCUCCAGGAGCAGCGAGACCUAGAAUAUCCCGUUUUCGCUCGGGACGUGGGCACCGCGCCGCCCGCGGAACUGCUAAAGGUGGCAGCCGUCAACGUGCCGGUGAAGCUCCAGACGGACGAGCAGGACAUGACCAUCAACCCCGGCGACUACAUCAUUGCGGACAUCAACGGCGUCGUGGUGCUCCCCAAGGACCUGGCGGAGCAGGCGCUGCCGCUCAUGGCGAAGCAGGUGGAGGCGGACACCAAGAUGCAGGUUGCGCUGGAGGGGGGGAUGGGGGUUUGCGGAGGCUAG